AUGACUUGCUGAAAAGAGAAGCGUUGGGAUUGGGAAUUGGGAAAUAUCGUGCUUAUUUCCUUUUAUUUAUUUCUUCAAUAUUUGAUUUCAAAUUUUUGCGAAAUUAAGUUCUAUAUCAUGGCUGAGAAAAAUAUAUGGAAAUUCUCAGAUGACUCUGAUUUAAGUGAAUACACAUUAAUAGUACCCAGUGUAGCAGUUGGAAACGUAGGUCAACUGGUUUGUGACCUUCUCAUUUCUUCAUUGGAUAUGCAGAAAGUUGCUUCUGUUUACAGUCCAGCAUUAAUUCCAGUUCUGGGCUAUGAUCCCUACAACCUAAAUUCAGAAAAUCUUUCCGGUUGCUGCGAAAUUUACAAAUCAUCUUCACGGAAAAUUGUUGUAUUGCAGUUAAGAGCUCCAUUGGUUUACAAAUAUGCAAGAACUUUUUUACAAGAUAUAGUGGAAAGGUUUCGGGUGAAGAAUAUAAAAGAUAUCAUCAUAUUAACAAGCAGUUACGCUCAUGAGAAAAAACAUAUUUUAACAUCUCCAUUUAGAUAUGUUUCUACUGAAACAUGCCCAUAUAAAAGUAAAGUUAAGAGUUUAAACUGGGUUGAACAUGAAUUUGUUGAUACAUCUGUGAAAAUAUAUGGUGGAGGCUUUGCAUCAUUGCUGUAUGAUAUUUGUGUAAAUAACUCUGUCCCUUGUUUGAUUUUGUAUAAAUAUUGUUCUGAGGGGGAUAACAUACCAGAUGCAUAUGAAAUGAUUCAAUAUUUAUCUGUAGUUUUACCUUUGUUUCCUCAGAACAGUGAUCUAUUAUCACAGCUAGUGCAACCUGUCUCUUGGAAGCUCUUAUUUGGUAGACCACCACCUAUAGAUAUUUACUGAGAAUAAGUUUCCUUUGGAACAUUAUUAUUAUUGUAAUAAACUAUUUUUUUACCAUAA
Amyelois transitella is the source of this 918-nucleotide messenger RNA. RefSeq names its product proteasome assembly chaperone 2. The record is from RefSeq and is a predicted model, not a curated record. The coding region runs from base 118 to 861 and encodes 247 amino acids. Gene Ontology annotation, cellular component: nucleus; cytosol. The transcript has a single exon. Lineage: Eukaryota; Metazoa; Arthropoda; Insecta; Lepidoptera; Pyralidae. Gene Ontology annotation, biological process: proteasome assembly.